AUGAGCGUUUCUCUUUUGAACUGGCUGGAAAGCCUGGAGCUUUCCAAGCCCGUUGUUUGCGUGGAAACGGACUUUGCGGACGGCUUCCUGUUUGCAGAAGUGCUGCUGCGGCUGUCGCUGCUGCAGGACCUGCGGGGCUUUCAAAGCUGCGGCGGCGAGGCCGCAAAGGCGCAGAACUUCGCAGCUUUGCGGCCAGCUUUGGCGCAAAUAGGAAUUCAAUUAAGUGCGGGUUUAAUGCAAAACAUAAUCGGCACCAAGUCCGGAGCAGCAGCAAGGCUUCUGCAGCGCAUUCAAGAAGCUGCUGCUGCGAAGCAGCAGCAGCAAAAGGCCUCCAUUGACACUCUUCUUGCACAGUCCUCCCAAAAACUCGCAAAAGAAAAAAGUGGAAGGUCCCCAAACGACCCAACUCGCAAACCUGCACAGCCCCGCUCCUCGGGUGUAUCUCCACCUCGCGCGAAACCCGCGCGCGCAGCCCUCGAGCCCCCGCCUCUCUCCGCCACUUCUGUUUCUCCUCGAAAACCAAAAACUUCUUCAAAUGCCACCGCGAGGGCCCAAGUUUUCGACUGCAUUGAUGCAUUCGAGCUCAGCCUCCAGCGCCAGGGCCUAGCCAGCCCCCCGGGGGCCCCCCUGCCCCCCCCGGGGGGCCCCUCUUCGCCCCGCUCGCCCCGCGCGGCUUCUUCCCCUCGCGCUGCGGAAACCCCAAGGGCUUUGGGGGCCCCGGGGGCCCCCGGAGCUCCUGGGGGCCCCCCGGGGGGCCCCCCGGGCGGCGGGGCCCCGGGGGGCCCCCCGGGGGUCCCCUGCGGGGGGUGCGGGCGGGCCGUGGAGGAAGUGCUGCAGCAGAUGUGUCUGCGGCUGCCGUCGGCGCAGAGCCAAGUGGAGUUCAACUCGCAGCUGCUGCAGCAGCUGCAUGCAGCAAAAGAAGCUCACGAAGCAGAAAGCUACGAAAGGGCCAGGAGGCGGCAGCAGCUGCUGAUGCAGCAGGCGCAGCAGUGCAGAGAGGCGCUCACUGCCCACGUCGCUGCUGCUGCUGCGCCCGCCGCGGCGGCCGCCAGCAGCAGCAGCAGCAGCAGCAGCAGCAGCAGCAGGCGUUCGGUGGAUGGGGCGAAGCUGGCUGCUGCUGUGGCCCGGGCGCGGGCGUACGAGGGCGUGGUGCGCAGCAACGCGGAGGUGCGGCGGGAGCUGCUGCAGCAGCAGCAGCAGCAGGCGGCGCUGCAGCAGCAGCGGCACUUGGCGCUGCAGCAGCAGCAGGAGGCGCUGCUGACGCGCGCAGCGGCGGAGGAGCAGGCGCGCGUGUGGCGGGGUGUACGUACACUGCGCAGGGCCCUCAAGCGCUCGCGGCUCGUCAGUGCAUGCGAACUUCUUUCAAAAGAUUUAAUUGAAAUGGCAUUAGCAGCAGCAGAGUACAAGGAGAGCCACAACAGCCCCAGCCUGCCCUCCCGCGUGCUGCGCGGCUGGCUCUCCGCCUUCGUCGCCGGCGAGCAGCAGCAGCAGCAGCAGCAGCAGCAGCCAGCAGCAGCAGCAGCAGCAGCAGGAGGGGUGUGGCGCGGGCAGCGCCAGGUGCUGGUGCGGCUGCCCGCGGCGCCGCCAGGUGUACGUACACCCCAGCUGCAAAUGAGGCCCCCUCUUUCUCCACUUUCUUUUUCUUUCAUUAUUCAAAUUAAAGACUUUUUGAACGCCAGGGGCCCCUGGGGGCCCCUCAGCUUCCCGCAGCUCUUCCCCUGGCUGCCCCCCGCCCCCUCCAUGCAGGACUUUGCUGCUGCUCUUCUUCGCAAUCAUAAUAAUAAUAAUAAUAAUAAUAAUAAUAGUAAUAAUAAUAAUAAUGGCAUUAAUGAUGGUAGUGGCGCUGCUAAUAGGGACGCGCAGGGCGGGGGCGCUGCUGAGCAGGCAGCAGCAGCAGCAGCUGCUGCUGCUGCUGCAAACGCAGAAAGUCCAGCAGCAGCAGCAGCAGCAGCAGCCGCAGGAGCGGCGAAAGCAGCUGCUGCUCCGAGCAGCGUGUCUGCUGCUGCUCCCACAACCAGCUCGGAUGAUGCUGCUGCGGCAGACGCCGAUGCAGCACCUGCUGCUGCUGCUGCUGCUGCUGCUGCACCGGUGGAAGCGCCGCAGCUGGAGUCUGUUGGCGAAUUGGUCAGUCUGCUGCUGGACGCAGCAGAAGCAGCAGCAGCAGCAGCUUCUGCGCCCCCCCAACCUGCUGCUGCUGCUGCUGCUGCUCUCCGCAUUAUAAUUACUGGCAAACCCAACAGUGGGCAGCUAGCGCUAGCCGGCCAGCUAGCCAGCAGGUACAAACUCGAAGUAGUAACUCUUGAGCGAACAGUUCAGGAGGCAAUGGAAGCAGCAGCAGCAGCAGAUGCUGCUGCUGCUGCUGCUGCUGCGGCAGCCGAAGACGGGACGAACGCUGGCAGCAGCAACGCAAAAGAGCCCCUGCAGCCUCAGCAGCAGCAGCAGCAACAACAACAACAACAACAGCAGAAACAGCAACAGCAACAGGAAGAGAAUGUAGCAGCAGCAGCAGCAGCAGCAGAAGCAGCAGCAAGCCCACGAGCAGCAGGAGGAAGUGAGUUGUCUUUGGUGGAGUUGGGGCGUGUUGCUGCGAACUACUUGACCAAAGGAAAAGAACUGCCAGAUGAAGUUUCAGUUUUGCUGAUUGCCGAAAAGCUGAAUCGGCUGUUUGCUGCUGCGGAGUGUACGUACACCCCGGAGGAGCAGCUGCGGCGGCUGUGUUCUUCCGCCUUCGAAGAGCCCCCGGGGGACAGCAGCAAAGCAAAUAGCAGCAGCAGCAGCAGCAGCAGCAGCAAGGGCUCAGGGAAGCGCGGCAGAGGCAAGGCAGCAGCAGCAGCAGCACCGUCGGGGCAAGACAGCAGCAGCAGAGGCGGGAGCAGCAACAGCUCGGGUGUAUCGACAACUGCGGAGGCACCCCGUUGCGGCUGGAUCCUCCUCGGGUUUCCCACAACUAUUAAUCAGUAUAUUUAUUUGGAAAAAGUAAUUUCGGGGUUUAUUUUAAAUGAAUUAAAGCCUCCGAGCGACGGCGAGAUCAUCAAGGAGAAGAGCGCCUUCGUCGUGCCCAUGCCACAGGCGGGCAGCAGCAGCAAACUGUCUCUUCUGGAUUUGUCUUUUGCCUUCGAAGCGCACCAAGAAUUCGUACAGGAGUUUCUUACGAACUUUGGCAUUCAAGAGGAGCCCCGGCUGCUCAAGCUCAGCAGCACAGACACAAGCGAAAUAUUUGCAGCUGCCACACAAAAAAUAGACCGUAUUUUAGCUUUGAAGGUGGAAGCACUAAAGGCCAAGGAAAAGAAAGCAGCAGCAGCAGCAGCAGCAGCAGCAGCAGCUGCUGCUGCUGCUGCUGAAGGAACAGGAGGAGCAGCAGCAGCAACGGGUGCAGCAGCAGCAAACCCGACUGAAACAACAACAGCAGCAGCGGCAGCUGCAGCAGCAGGCUCGGGCACUGCAAGUGCUGGUGCAGCAGCAGCAGCACCAGCAGCAGAGGGAGAAGAAGCAGCUGGAGAGAAGGAGCAGCAAAACCUUGAAGACGAAUCGAGCAGCAACGCAAACCACUCCUUCAGGUCUCUGUGGAGCCAGCGGCUGGAGCAAAUGGAAGAAGAAACAAAAGUAUAUUUGAAAGAACAAUGGUUGGACUUAACGGAGGGCUUUUUGACUUCGGUGGCCCAGGAGGAGCUGCACUUGCGAGUGGACGAGUUGAUAGAUUCUCUGUACUGCCAAGAAGAGGCGGAGCGGCAGAAAGCAGAAAAGGAAAUAAAAAGAAUAAAUGAAUUAAAUGUCACUUCUUCUUUUGCCGAACUUUUGGGCGCGCAAGUGGCCAUGGCCGUGGAGGCCGAGAUCGCCAGGUGUCUGUACACCCCAAAUGACGGGAAGGGGGGGGGCAGCAUAUACCGGCGGUUGGGGAGUCGCUGCUGGAGCGCUGCAGACGAAAGUUUGCAAAAUGAAUUUUAUAAAAUGAAAAAAGAAAUUAAAAUAAAAUAUUUGCUGCGGCUGCGGGAGUUGUGUCUGUGGGGUUCGGGUUUGCUGCUGCUGCUUGCUGCUGCUGCUGCUGCUGCGAGGCAGCAGCAGCAAAACUGGAUUGCUGCAGCAGCACUUGCCCGCCAAGAAGCAAUUGGCUAUUUGGCCAUUUACCUCAAGCAGCAAAUCGAAUUGGAAAAAGAUAUCAAUGUAGACAUUCAAAUCAACGGCAGCAUAUACCGGCGGUUGGGGAGUCGCUGCUGGAGCGCUGCAGACGAAAGUUUGCAAAAUGAAUUUUAUAAAAUGAAAAAAGAAAUUAAAAUAAAAUAUUUGCUGCGGCUGCGGGAGUUGUGUCUGUGGCUUUCAUUUUCGGAUAUCUCCACACUUUCGGAGAGCACUCUGCUGUUUCCAGACAAACAAUGUUUCUGCUGCUACCUGGGCCUGGUGUUUGCUUCGGAGUUGCUGCUGCGCUUCGACGCGAGCAGCAGCAACUUGUAUUCUUUUAUUCCUUUUUUUAAUUCUCUUCUUCCUUUCGAAAAGAUCCAAUUGCUGCACAAUUGGGUGGCCCUCGUUUUGAACGCUUUGCUGCUGCUGGCCCCGGACUUCAGCGGACAGGGAGAUGAACUCAAAGACGAAGUUGCGAGGUUUCUCCUGAAGUCUUCGCUUGAUAAUAUCACCCAGCUGGAGGCGUUUCUAGAGACUGCAGAAAACGUGCUGCUGCGCAGCGGCACUUUGCCUACGAAGACGCGCUGGGCGAGGCCGAAACAGCUAGCUGCUGAAGCUGCUGCUGCUGCUGCUUCUGGUUCUCCUGCUGCUGCUGCUGCUGCUGCAGCAGCAGCAGCUGCUGCUGCUGCAGCGGAGGGACAGUCCGGGAGCUCCCCCGACGCCACCGCAGCAGCCUCUGCAGCAGCUGCAGCAGCUGCAGCAGAGUCGCCCCCAGAAGCAGCAGCAGCAGCAGCAGCAGCAGACCCUGCUGAGCGGCUGAUGCUGCGGCUAAAUGCAAGGCGGCGGCGGCAGCAGCUGCUGCGGCAGCGAGCAGCAGAAGAAGCAGAAGUUGCUGCUGUGCUGCAGUCCAUUCCUUUCAAACCCUCAGUGCCAACGAAGACAAUAGAACAAGAGAGAAGAGCCAAACUCACUGAUUUAGGGUUUGUAGAAGUUGUCGAAUUCGCCAAACCCUGGAGGCUAAACCCUCAUCCUGAAAACGGAGAAGAAACCCCCGACCUCUGGGCAGCAGUUAUGGAACGUGAAAAGAGGACCUGGCCCGAGGGUUUGGUACUUGACGGUUUGUUGACUCGCGCUGACUGCACCACUUUUGGCUUCGACGAAAAACGCAAGGAGUUUGUGAAGCUGCUGGACAGAUAUGAGGAAGAGCUGGAGCGCGGCAGCGGCAUAUCUCUGGGCACUGUUAUUUUCUUCUUGAUGAUUUUCAUCAGAUGGUAUACGAGCUAG
This is a messenger RNA of Eimeria tenella, 5400 nucleotides long. RefSeq lists its product as uncharacterized. The transcript has 14 exons. The record is from RefSeq and is a predicted model, not a curated record. Bases 1 to 5400 code for a protein of 1799 amino acids. Lineage: Eukaryota; Apicomplexa; Conoidasida; Eucoccidiorida; Eimeriidae.